Messenger RNA from Oncorhynchus keta (chum salmon), 2168 nucleotides. RefSeq names its product RING finger and CHY zinc finger domain-containing protein 1. The record is from RefSeq and is a predicted model, not a curated record. Gene Ontology annotation, molecular function: zinc ion binding; ubiquitin protein ligase activity. Lineage: Eukaryota; Metazoa; Chordata; Actinopteri; Salmoniformes; Salmonidae. Bases 551 to 1309 code for a protein of 252 amino acids. Gene Ontology annotation, cellular component: nucleus. Gene Ontology annotation, biological process: protein ubiquitination; ubiquitin-dependent protein catabolic process. The transcript has 9 exons.
AGGAAGUGUUAAUUCUACCAGAUAUUAAGACACAUGUUAUUGAUUGCCUUAUUUAUGUUCACGUAUGCUGCUUUGUGUAGCUAACGUUUUGCUCAUAAAAUACCUGUUAUUAACUUAGCCAACUAAUGCGUUAGCUUGCUUGCUAUCUUAAUUUACCAUCUGAACGGGAGAUGGAUUUACAUAUGUCAGAUCAAAUGAAAAACCUUGUUUGGCAACCCAUCAAGAAAUGUAUUUAACAAAGAAAUUGGUGCAGUUGGAAAUGUAUCUAUAUUUUACAUUAAUGGAGCAGUAGUUUGCUUGAUGUCAUUCGUAUAUAAUACUAGCUAGCUAUCCGCGGCUUGUCACCGGCGUUAAAUUGAUUGUCAGCGAAAGUUAGCUAGCUAAGUUCAUAUUGUAUAUAUAUUUUACAUUCAUCUAGCAGUUGUUUGCUUGGUGUCAUUCGUAUAUUAAUCCAUUGAUAUCUGAGUCGCUAUCGGCUUGUCACCGUCGAAAAUGGUUGUCAGCUAGCUAGCGAGCUAAGGAAGUUCAUGUCAGAGUUCAAUCUUUCAUCAUGAAUAGAGAGGCUCCGUGUUGUGGUAAAGCAUACGUUUGUCGCCUGUGCCAUGACGCUGAGGAGGACCAUCAAAUGGACCGCUUCCUGGUCAAAGAAGUGCAGUGCUCAGUCUGCACAACAGUACAACAGGCACAACAAACUUGCGUGGAGUGUAAUGUGACCUUUGGGGAAUAUUACUGUGACAUUUGUCACCUGUUUGAUAAAGACAAGAAGCAGUAUCACUGUCAGCCCUGUGGAAUUUGCAGGAUCGGACCAAGGGAGAAAUACUUCCACUGUGAGAAGUGCAAUCUCUGUUUAGCAGGAGAUCUAAGAGGAAAUCACAAGUGUGUUGAAAAUGUUUCAAGACAGAACUGCCCAGUGUGUAUGGAGGAUAUCCACACAUCCAGAAUAGGAGCCCAAAUUCUUCCAUGUGGCCAUCUUCUACACAAAACAUGCUUUGAUGACAUGGUCCAAACUGGUGCGUAUCGAUGCCCACUCUGUAUGCACUCUGCUUGGAAUAUGGAGCACAACUGGGAGCAGAUGGACAAGGAGAUCACUCAGUCACCCAUGCCCACUGAAUACCAGGAUGCCACUGUGAAGAUCAUAUGUAAUGACUGCCAAACCCAGUGUACGGUGCCUUUCCAUGUUCUGGGAAUGAAGUGCAGUGGCUGUGGGUCCUACAACACAGCCCAGAAUGGGGGACUGAUACGGCAGUCCCGGGAACCACAGCCCCAGGAGCCAGAGCAGCAGCCCCAGUCCCCAUUGCCAGAACCAUAGAAUAUGUAUAAUUUUAAUUACAUUGGGACUCCACCCCCUAGUUCUCUAUGCUCAUUACUUCCCCAGUCUACGCAGACUUAAUUACACUAUCCAGCUCUUUCUCAACAUUGCUCUGCCAAGAGUACAGGUAGUCGUGUCUGGGUUCCAGAACCUGGUGCCAGGACCUCAGGGCAAUAAACUUGGAUCCCUCUCCUAGUGUGUUGUACAGCAGUUUUGGGGUUGAAUUUCUGUUAUUACAUGGCUAUUGAUCCAUUUAUUUCUCAGAUAAAAGCCAGCAUAAGAUAAUUGUGAAUGAGGAAUUAAAUAUAGUCAGCCACACAAUUUAUUUCCCAUUUUGUCCCAAGUUGGAAUGGAUUCGUUUCUGUCAUUAAUGCUUUCACCAAAUUAUUUAGAUUUUUGUCAGGGUGAAGAAUGCUGUUAUGUGAGAAGUUUGUAAAGCACUGCAAUGUUUGACUGGCUUUGCGUUUCUAAAAACCUAUGUAAAUGCUUCAGACUGACAUUUUUACAAUGGUAAUGGAUUUCAAUGUCUGUUUGCAAAACUCAGGUAUUUGAAAUAGUUUAGAUACGGUUCAACAUCAAAUUGUGUUCAUUCUAUGUUUGAGUGUAAUUUUGAUUAGACGAGUGGAUUAUCAUGAGUAACACGUAUGUAAAUUAUUGAAUAAUUACUACAGUUAGACAAUGGCUGUUGGCAACUCUCACUCCAUGCUUAGCUCAUAUUGUCAGUAUUGUCACUCAAAUAUGAGAGAAAUAGAGUGAAAAUAUUGCAUCUGUAUUGCCUUUGGUGUCAUUCAUUGAUGCAGGUUUUGGGAUGGUGACAUUUACUGUAAAGACUAAUAAAUACCAUGAUUGUUCUGAAUAA